GGUCUAAAAUAGGGGACCGUUAUCGCCAUUAGAUGUCUCAAAUUUUCUUUUUAUUACUUUUAUUCUUUUGGGACGGAACUCGAUGGUGAAUUUCAUCCCCCAAUAAAAGUAGCUCUGUGAGUGACAGUGGCCUACAUGAAAAACGGGCAGGUAUAAAAGUGGGUCGGUUGCAGUUACGUGGUCACUAACUAUAAAGGGAAGCAGAUGCUCUAAUGAUGGUUCUGAGUUAGAGGAAAUCACUCACGUCUGCUUUUAUCGAAGAGGAUUAUAUUCUGAUCAAACAAGUCUUGACAUUUCCUUAGAUAGAUAGAAUCGUCAAAUGAUGGGUGCACAGAAGACGUUUUUGAAAUUGCUUCUGUGUGGACUUUUAGCUUCACUUGUGUCUUCCUCAGCAAUAAAGGGUAAAAAUGUAAAUAGUGGAAGUGACAAUAAUCGCCCAUUCUGGACUAAAACCUCUCCAGUAAGCCAGGAGUUAACAGACCAUAGCGAAGGUGAAAACCAUGAGGGUAGGAUUAUUGCGGAGCAGCAAGCACAGAACAUGGAUGCUCAUACAGGUUAUCUGGAUGAUAAUAGGCAUAGUUCUGUUUCGCUUGAUCAACAAAAAGUUAAGCUAGAGAACCAGCCUGCUGAAGUGUCUCCAGACUUGCAAGGGAAUCAACAAGAAGCAAUUGUUACAAAUCAAGAAGAAUACCCCUCGACUGGCCUAUUACCAGCUGAUGAGAUUACAUAUACUAGAGAUCAGUCUCAACAGCAGUUCAACCCGUCUUCAAAAGAUUCGUCUUUUGGAGUUCGGAUUCAUGAGAAUAGUGAUUUUUCAUCAGCAUCUUGCAGCGUGAAAGGGGGCUGUGUACAGCUAACAGAUGAAAGUGCUUCCAAAAUCAAUUAUGGCAGCAGUGAUGUCAGCUAUUCUAAUGAAGGAAAUGGUAAUCAAGCGCAAGAUGAGCGAUUUGGUCAACAACAGCAAUUUGAUACAUUCUCACGUUCAGAAGAGCAUUCGCAAGAACAAAUUGAAAUUUCUGUACCAGAAAAGGAUAAUGGGUUCAGCUCAUCAUUUGGCAGCCAACAUAUCUCUAAUAGUUUUCCAGGUGAGGAUCGCAUUGUUAGUAUCAAUAAGGAUAAAAAUGAAGAUAAGCAAUCAGAAUUCUUCAGGGAUGAACAAACCCAAACACACACUGGCAAUCUAGACUUGGCUGCACCAUAUGAUGAAACUGGUAGGCAACAGGAAUACGUACCUCCAGAACAAAGGUCUUACCAAAACACUUACCCAACUUCUCAGAGUAUAGAUGAGACUAAUACUAAUUUUAAUGAUAGAAGUAAUUUCCCUCCAAGAUCUGAGCAAUUUGGAGAUCAAAAUAGAAAUGAUGGGUAUAACUCCCCAAACAGUCCUCCUUUGUUUAAUGGUCAAUCCGUUAUUCCAGAUGAAGAGAAUUUUAAUCAUCAGAAUGGACAUGAUGGCCAGUAUCAUUAUUUAGGAAAUCCUAUAGAUUGGCUCAAAGAAUCUGUACCUGGUAAUCCUGGUGUAGAUUAUCCUAUAUUUUAUAAGGUUCCAGAAACCUCGUUCAGUUGCAACCAGCAGCAGUUUGAAGCUGGAAUAUAUGGUGAUAUGGAUGCAUCAUGCCAGGUUUUCCAUGUUUGCAAAGCAAAUGGUGGUCAAGAUUCUUUCCUUUGUCCAAAUGGCACUGUUUUUAAUCAACAGUAUUUCGUAUGUGACUGGUGGUACAACUUCAACUGUGCGGAUACCCCAGCAUUCUACAAUUUAAAUGCUCAGCUUUACUGGGAUAUAGAUAAUUUCACACCGUCAAGCAUUUUAGCUGGAAGUGCAGGUGUGGAUGCAUCAUCUUUUGGACAGGUCGGUACAACUAACGGCGGUAAUAUUGCUUAUGGUGAUGGACAGUAUUUCCAGGACGAUAUUACAAAUAAUGGUCAGCAAAAUGCAUUUCAAAAGAAUCAAGAAGAUUAUAGUGUUAUUUCUGACCAAAGAAGAAGUAAUUCAGAAAUUGGAGGAAAUGGUCAGUCACAGCAGACUGCGAAUGAUCAAAUUUCUCAGCAUGAUGAACUCAGCUAUGAUACGCAGUCUGCCUUAGAUUCUCAAAAACCUUUCGAAGAUACAUCAUUUUCUGGAUUAGAAGGAAACUAUGCUCAGGUUCAAAUAAAUGAACAAAUUGAUAACCCAGCUGCUCAGUUGAGACCGAUAGACGCAGUUACAACAAACGACAAAAAUUUAGAUAACUCAAUACCUUCGCAAACUCAAAUAACAGAUAUAUCAAGUGAAAAUGUGCAAGAAAUUAAUAUUCCUUCUACAGGCUCAGAUCUAAGGAGAGGAACUGCAUCAGCAAAUAAUGAUGAGUCUAGGCUGAAUGGAAAUGGCUAUGUACAACAGUUUAUUAAUGAUGAAAACUACUUUCAACUAAACCCAGAAAUAGGCAGAAAAGACGGAGAAUCAAUUAAUACAAAUCUACCUGCAAAAGAAGUACAUGAAACAUUUCAAACAACAAUUCAGCCCUCACCUGAAGUCCAAGAUGCUGAAUAUGCUAGGCGUACAAUACCAAAUCAAGAAAAUGAUCUAUCUCCAGAAACAGUGAAUAAACAACCAGUAGAAAAUGUUAUUUUUCCAGACCAAAGAGGCCAGUACCCUGAAAUAGAACAAAGUGCUUUUGAAAAAUUUGGGUCCAUAGAUCGUGUGUCCGAUAACAAUGGAUUAAAUGGAAGCCCCCUUGAUAGUUCACGAAAUACUUAUCCGGUACAGCAGCAAGUAAAAGAUAUUUCCUUUUCAAAAGGUGGCGAAAGUGCUAAAAAUAUCAAAGAAGAAAUAACUCACUUCGAUUCUUCAGGCAAUAUAAACCCAAAGCAUGAAGCAGGUGAAAGCUCCUUCCAACAACAACAGGAACGUGUUAUUUUCCCAUCUGAAUUUUCCCAAGAAAAUAUUGAUAGUACCAAACCAAGUAGAUCUGGAGGUCCUGUGGUUGCUUCAUUUGAUAAUAGAGACCUAACUGGUAUUGAUAAUAAUCCUGUGCAACACUUUCCGCAAAAGUCUAUAGAUGAUGUAUAUACCGUGCGCUCAGUACAACAAGCCCCGGAACAAGUGCAGACUAAUAGUGAUGAAGUUCGAAAGGAAAUCGUAGUAAAUACAGAUAAAAUUUUUAGAGGGAGUGCAAGUAAGGAAAAUGGUGAAACCCCAAACUUUUACGAACAACAACGGUUUGUUGAAAUACCAGACAUUUCGCCUCCUACAGUAGCCAAUCACAAUGCUUUGGAAGAUUUUCAAAAAAGGAACGUAGCAUUUAUGGCAACUGGAGACAUAACGCUUACUCCACACACGUCUUCAAGUACUGCAGCUCCCGAAGGCUUAGCUGUAGAUAAUUCUAAACUGAUUCAACAGAACAUAGAUGAAACAUCUCGUACACAGAUAGCUAACGAGGUUAAAAAUGCAGAUAGUUUUACAGAAAAUGGAAAUAUUGAACCUCAGACUCAAAACUUUCGUGUUGAAGACAUACAUAGCAUGGUUAGAGGACCUCAGAGAAUUCGGCAAACAGAGCAACAGGGAAACAGAGACAGUAUCAAUCAACGUUUCAUUUUCAAACCCAAUCAGCGACAAAUUUCAAACAUUGAUGCCAAUUCAUUUGGGUCAAAUACUCAAGAACUAAUUCAAACAGAUGAGAUCCAACAAACUAAAUUACCACAAGGUUAUGAAAACCAACAAAUCCACCAUCAACAACAAAAUAUUCCAUCUCAAAGAAACAGGUUUGUCCCGCAUGUAAAUGAAGAUGAGGAUAGUGGGAGAAAUCAUGGUACAUUCAUAAACCGUCCUGAAGUGAAAGGAACAGCGUCUAACCAGCCGCUAGUAACUCCCGUUAACUCUGUUAACUGGUGGAACCAAAUGCCACAGAGAGGCCCAGGAUCAUCACAUUCCAGACCUUCAGUACAGAGACAAAAAUCUAAUUUUGAAUUCCAACAGAGAGAUAUUUCAUAUGAUGAACGUGCUCCUGUGCAAGUAUUUCAAGAAAGCUUCAGCAACAGUGGACUGCCACAAAGAAAUUUUGAUCUACCUCAGCAAGUAAGAUUGCAAAACAGGCAGCAAAAUGCCUUCGGUAGUGAAAGCAGGGAUUUUAGACCUCAAAGUCAAGAAAUAUCAAGGCAGCCUCAGUUGAGCCCAUACCCACUGCGUGAACAAUAUGGAACGGAUGAUCAAACGCAUAACCAGAAUUCUGAGCCGCAUUCCCAGAGUAAGUUUCAUGUAACUUCUGGUGUUCAGAAUUUUCAAGAGAACUCCAGAAAUAUAAAAAGUUUAAAUGCUUUAUCGGCACAAAAUAAUGGACCCGGAUAUAGUCAAGCCGUGCCUUCUUCGUCAGAAAUAACUCAAAGUUAUAAUGGCUGGAAACCGAUUGUUCGACAGUAAUCUGAAGUGCCAAAAUGGACAGAAUAGAAAAUGUGUAAUAGUAAUGUUGUUUUAUGUGCUCAAGAAAUGAGGUGAUUGUUCCUUUUCUGAAAGAAAAUGUAUGUAUCCUAUUUCGUAUUCGUAUUAUUUUCAAAGCUGUUACAAAUUUCAGCUUAUUUAAAAAUGUAAAUAUGUUUGGUAUGGUUGUGGUUGGAUUAAUGUAAAGUGUCUGAGAGAUUUAAGUUUCAAAUGAACGAAAUAUUUCCUUUUCAUAAGGAUUAUUUUUGCUACUUUGUUUUCUACAAACUGAAUAGGAAUGUGCAAUUAUAAAUAAUACCAUUGACUAAUGAAGAAGUGCUUUAUUUUUUUAAUAUAUUUGCAAUUUAAAAUAUAUCACUGAGAACAGUUUAAGAAUUUAUUACGAAAAAUCACUAGAGUUCUGUGCUUUAAGGGAGAUUGUAGAUAAAAGAUAUUGCUCAUUUCUGAAGAAAACAUGGGGGUAAAAUUUGAGAUAAAGCUUUAAAAUUUGUGAAGGAUAAAUUGGAAAAAAAUAUUUUACUUGUAUGGAAUCAUUUAUUUAAAGUUACGUAGUUUUAUUAUCAUUUUACAUACAUUUUUCAGUAAUAGUCAAUUUACUACAAGAAUAAGAAGUAAACCAGAAAAUAAAUUUAAUGCCAUUACAGUUAAUUGCUCAAACCAGAUGAGCCCUAAUAUAAUAACCAUGUAAAAAAUUAACUUGAAAAACUGUAAAAUGUUAAUAAUGAAACGCACAUUUCCAUAGUUAAAAAACUGCAUACAUGGAAAAAGAUAGCUUCAUGUGUCCUAAAAUUCAAACCUUUAAUUCAAACCUUUUAAUUAAUGCCGCUGAUAUAUAAAAAUUCAAAAAGUCUUACGCAUAUUUUAGCAUUAUGUCAGGAAUGAGACGCAUAGAAAGUCGAGCCCCAACCGUUUCUUAGCAUAAUAAAGUGCAGGAAGAAUAAGAAAGCAGGGCAGGAAAUACAAAAUGUUCAUUUAGAUAUAUAGUAUGACAUAGACUUUUGAUACUAUAUGCUUAUAGUAUCAGAAGACUGACUUUACAUUCAUCCCUUCUGUACCAGUAAAUGCCUCGCAAUUUCGAUACACAGGUUGGCGAACUGACAAUCUUCUCUAGACUGUUUUGCAAAAGCAUUUCAAUGAAAUCAAUCUUAGAAAUAGUCUACGAGACUGUCGUAUUCAAGGCUUUUAAAGGUGCAUGCUAAGAGACUGUAAGUUUCAUUGUAUAAUACUCGCUUUAUAGAGAAUUGAGGAACCUCCUUGUAGUAAUACAAAACAGCUCGUGUACUUUUGUGUGAAUUCUGUUCAAUUCUGUAUAUUCUGCUCCUACAACGAGAAAUAAGCGUUUUGUUCGUUCUCGAACACAAUGUUGUUUAUCUCAAAGUGUCUACUUCUCAAAACAUAUUGUGCAAAUUACGUAAAUGCUUGAUAAUGUUGCGUGCGUCUGUUUAAGAACCCUGCGUCUGUUACAUAGUAUGUUCAUGUGUUCUGUUCUUAGAUUGGCAAAGACCGAUUAUGCCAAAAAGCGAUUGUGUUUUACGUAGCUAAUAUGUGCUUAUGGGUUAUUUUAUUUUCUCUUUUGCAUGUCUAACAGGAGCUUAUUCUUUAUUUUACCUAGUUAAUAUGCGUUUAUAAGAGAGCAUUUUUAUUCUGUCCCAUAAGUGCGUAUUAACCAGUUCAGUUUUACUACAAUGAUGCAACCUAUUCCAGCAACAACAAGGCUUUAAAUGAGAAUGACCCUACUCUUAUUUAAUAGCUAUUAAAUCAAAAGUCCUAUAACAUGCGCGUUUGGGGUACUUAGCUACUCGUUUCCGUGUAAAAAUAAUUUAUUUUUUGCAUUGCUAACCUACUUUCAAAAUAGUCUAAAACUUUUUGAAUUGUCCUAUAUAUCUGGAAAAAUAACAGCCGACUAGUAGGUUAGGGCAAAGUUAAAAAUAAUCGUUAUUACUAUCAUUAUUAAAAACUGACCGCAGAUAUUUUGAUACAUGAAUAUUUUCAUGCUGUUUCUAAUAAUAAAAAAUGUAUAGGCGAAUACAGAUGCACAGUGAACGUGUUAAUUUCUGAUGUUUCAUAGAGUAGAACUUUUGCGAAUUUGUUACUUUGUACAAUGUUGUUAUUUAAAGACAAAUAUUUUGAGAAACGUUUUUUUCAAAAUUGCAUUUUGAAUUUGGGUAUAAUUUCACGUUUUGUUUUGACACUGUUCUAUUUGUAAAUCUGUUUACAAAAAUGAUCUGAAAUAAAAACAGCUAAUGUUUUGCAGUGUUAGACUUAUUAUAGAAAAACAGAGGCAAAGAUAAUGCCGGUUGCAUUAUCCAUUUGUAAGAGGUUAAACGUCAGGCCAUCUUUUUAUUAGUUUGAAUGUUAGAGGAAUUGUCUGUUGCCAUAUAGUAUCCAACAAGCCAAAUAAUUAAUCCUUUUUAAUUUUUAAUAUUUGAAAAGAAGUGCUUUACCUCUGUGUUGAAAAGGAACUAUUUCGAAAGGUCUGUUAACCAUAAAUAUUCGUGUGAACGAAAUAUGCAUUAGCAGAAUAGAAGAAAAGGAAUUGCGUUUACUCUACGAGUAUUUAAAUCUGAAAAAUGUUGGGCCUCUACUUUACGAAUUAAACAAGGACUUUCUUGCAAGGACUUCAAAAAUUUUGAACAUUAAACAUAUUCAGUAUUUUGUAAAAUAACUAAUGUAUUUUCGCUUGUGAAUAUUUUGUUUAUUUUUUUGUUGUUUUAUGUCCAGUUUUAUGUCAGUUUUGUUAAG
This is a messenger RNA of Stegodyphus dumicola, 7156 nucleotides long. RefSeq lists its product as uncharacterized. Lineage: Eukaryota; Metazoa; Arthropoda; Arachnida; Araneae; Eresidae. The record is from RefSeq and is a predicted model, not a curated record. Gene Ontology annotation, cellular component: extracellular region. Gene Ontology annotation, molecular function: chitin binding.